This is a messenger RNA of Hymenoscyphus albidus, 1120 nucleotides long. NCBI's taxonomy places the organism in Eukaryota, Fungi, Ascomycota, Leotiomycetes, Helotiales, Helotiaceae. The record is from the annotation of a GenBank genome assembly.
AUCAAAAAUACAAUAAACACCACGAACCACCCGACUUCUCUGCCCAACUUUCUCUCCGCACGAUCCACCUUGGACUCGGUCAGCUACUAGCACUCAGAAGGUACAAGUUACAAAGCUACCAAACUACCACGUGCCCGUGUACCUUUUUCAAUAACUGACAACUUGGCAGUCCACAAACCCAAAACCACCUCACCGACUACACUCCAAGCGCAUUACAGCAGAAUCUCAAGACAUCUCAAGAUAUAAGCAUCUUUAUUAAAUCAAUAGACUCGAACCAAACAACCUUCAAGAUGGCUUCUGAAAAGGGAACAACAAUGAAGGAGAAGCUUGAGGGUAUGUCAUAUACCCCCCACAUCCUAUGAGACUACACAGAACGUCAAAGUCAAGUUCAAGGCCAAUGGACUAACCCGAUUCUUCUCACAGCUCAAAUCAAGUCUGCCGAUAUGGUAUGUCAAUACACACGAUGCGUUGCUAGACUAGGCUAUGCGACACGUUGAUCAUGAAUGCGACAAGAUCAAGGCUAACAAUAUCAACAGACCGAAGACAUGCAGCAGGAGGCUAUUGAUGUUGGUAUGUUUGCACAAGUCCACUGCGCCUACCUUGGAGACUGACAGCUAUUCAAGCUCAAGCGGGCAUGACAAAAUACACGAUCGAGAAGGUAGCCACAAUACAAUCCCUCAACCAGUCUUUCCUAUCUAACACAUUUCCAGGACAUCGCUCAAUAUAUCAAAAAGCAAUUCGACGAGCGCAAGGGCCCAACAUGGCACUGUAUCGUCGGCCGCAAUUUUGGAUCCUUCGUUACUCACGAGACCAAACACUUCAUCUACUUCUACCUCGGUCACUGCGCUAUCCUCCUCUUCAAGACCCAGUAAACAGAUUUCCCGCCAGGACGAAAAGCUUGACCGAAAACGCACAAAGUCACUUUUUAAACAUGGGCACUGAUAGGAUACGCGACGGGAAUGGACGGUUUGCAGUCGGGAGAAUAAGAGAAUGUAAUGCAUUUCAUCGAUGUAUUUGCAGGGGCGUGAAUGGAUAAUGGUAUGCGAUGGCUUGGAUGUUUACGGCGCGUGUUCAUAAUGCAAGGCAAAUGAAUAUUUGGGACGAGGAUGCGUCGCAAAGA